AUGAGCCACCCGCCAGGCCCCAAUCAGCCACGCAGGUCGGCCCCGCUCAUCGCCCGCCCCUCGUCUCGUGCACCUCCCGCUCCUCAUCCUCCUCCUCGCGGCGCACCACGGCCCUCGGCGCUCGGCGCAGCGAUCCACGGCGCACUCGGCGGCGCGCACUACCACCCUGCUGCGCCGCAGUACCCCUACCCGGCCGCACCACCGCCGACCGGCUGGAACGCGACCGCCCACCACCCGCACCAGCUCGGACAGCCGCACCUCGGACAGCCUCCAGCCUUCCCGCCUCAGCCGCACUACGCCCAGCAGCACGGUCAAGGACUGCCGUACGGCUAUGGCCCACCGUCGGGUCCACCGCCGCAACACGCCUACGCCGCCCAACCUCCUCCUCCCGCCCCGUUCGCCCAGCCCUACCCGUUGGCGUACCACGACCACCAGCCGUUCCUCCCUCCUCCUCCUGCGCCGGCCCACUACGCCGCCGCUUCGCAGGCGCAGACGACUCCCGACGGCUACACGCUGUCGUCCACCUACUCGGGCCCGGCGCACCCCGCACCCUCCUCCUCCUCCUCUCGUGCCGCCCGUCCCGCCGCCCAACCUCGUCAGCAGCAGCCCCAGCGCGCGCCCAAGCAGCCCCGCGAGCCCCAGCAGCCGCAAGUCGUCGCGUGUUCGCAGGCCGGGUGCACGUUCUCCGGCCCGCGCAAGGUCGUGCGCGAGCAUGAGGAGGACCGCCACCUGAUCUACCUCCCGGGCAAGGAGCCCAAGGGGUGGGACGGGAGCCUCAAGCCCAAGGAAGGAGCCGUCAUCGAGGGUACCGGCAUCGCGCUCGACACGCCCGAGGCCGUCGCGCGCUGGAUCGAGGAGCGCAAGAAGCGCUGGCCGUCCAAGAAGGUCGUUGACGAGAAGGAGCGCGCCCGAGCGCAACGCGUCGCAGCAGGCCUCGAAGCCCCGCCGCGCGAGCGCAACGGCGCGCGCGGCCGGGGCAGGGGCCGCGGCGGGCCGACCGACUCGCGCGGACGCGGGAGGGGCCGUGGCGGGUUCGGCGGCGGUGAGGGCGGCAGGGACGGCGGGUGGGGCGCGGGCGAGGCGGGUGAGGGUGGGCCGGCCCCGGCGGGCGAGGAGCAAGGGCGGGACGAGCCGCCGGUCAAGAGGGCGAGGGUCGACGGGCCGGCGGCGGCUACGGUGGGUGACGAGCAGCCCGAUUCGUCCUCAGACGAGGACGGCGGACAAGAGGCGAGCGAGGGCUCGGCGGACGAGGACGAGGAGGACGAUGGGCCGCCCGAGCAGGCGAGCGCCAAGGAGGCGCUCGGCGACGUCGCCGUCGGUGAGGAGACGAUGGACGUCGAGGAUGGCAGCGCAGGGGCGCCCGUCGACGGCGAGGCUUCCGGUGCGGCGCCGCAAAAGCGUUUCCAGGUCGUGUGCCACCACUGGCGGCGGGGCAACUGCGGCCUUGGCGACGACUGCCCGUACCUGCACGAGAUCCCUCCCGCGAGCGCUCGCCCCCCUCCCCCUCCCAAGCGCCGCCGUCCCGCCCCUCCCCGCGCGCCGCACAACCCCUUUGCGCGCCCGCCAGGGUACGCCGACGCCUUUUCGCUCCUCGAGGAGCGCGACUACAAGCACGUCGUGAGCGACGUGCUCCAGGUGAUCGAGUUCUUGGGCGCCAACGAGUGGCUGCGCGGGGUCGAGAUGAGGAGGGGCCAGGUGGACGAGGAGAGUGGGAUCGAGGUGUUGCGCGAGGGGGAGGUGGGAGAAGGGGCGGCGGUCGGCGGUGCGGGACGGGCGGCGGGCAUCGAGGAGCUCGGGAGCGCCGUCGAGGACGCUGCACCGGGCUCGCCUUCCUCCUCCUCGUCGGCAUCCUCAUCCAGCAGCUCGACCUCGUCCACCCCGUCGUCUCCCGCCGCUGCACCCGCACCUGCACUCGCGCCCGUACCCGCUUCCCCCCCUCUCGCCGUCGCCGCACGCGCACCCGCCGUCGCCGCCGUACCAGCGCCGGCCGCCGCGUCCAUGAGCGGCCUCGGCGCCAUGUUUGCCGACUACGGCAGCGACACGGACGACGAGGCCGAGGACGAGAGUGUCGCGGCGGCGUUGACGGGGCGGACGCUGUAGCGAGAGGAGCUCGCGGCAAGCCGUCAUUGCCGAUCUUCAGCUCUCUGGCUUU
Molecule: messenger RNA, 2152 nt
Organism: Rhodotorula graminis WP1
Lineage: Eukaryota; Fungi; Basidiomycota; Microbotryomycetes; Sporidiobolales; Sporidiobolaceae
Exons: 4
Coding region: 1-2100 (699 amino acids)
Biological process (GO): box C/D snoRNP assembly
Cellular component (GO): nucleus
Molecular function (GO): RNA binding; metal ion binding
Source: RefSeq, a predicted model, not a curated record